AUGACUCUCCAGUGUGUUCUAGGUAAUGCCCUCUGGUUUGAAACUCCUCUGAGGACAGAAAGAGUGGCUUUGUUUUUAUUUGUUUGUUAGUUUCCCUUUCACUGGGGAAGAUUGUGUCAUUAAUGAGUCCCUUUCUCUAUUCCCUGCUGCCUUUGUCCUUUUAGUAUCCACAGCCCUAACUCAUUCUAUUUUGGUUUGGAUUUCAACCAAUUGAAACCUAAUCCCUGAUCCUGUUAGCUGAGAGAGCAUCAAAUGUUAAUCCUCCAGGGAAAGUGUUUUAAAAAGGAGACUCUGGAAGGGCAAAAGGCCUUUGAGACUCAGAGAUUCUCUAAUGAUAGAAAUUGAAGCAGGUUGACGGGGAAGAUGGUUUUGAGAGGAGAGGUCACCUCAAAGCUUCAGAACAGGUAGAGAAAAUGCAUGGUUCACGCACCUGCAGCAUCAUCGCCACCGAGAAGUUGGCAGAAGGGCAGAAUGUGGGGUCUGCACUCUCAUAAGGUCCAAGAUGCAGACCUUGGUGUCCGGGAUACUUCUGUGAAAGUGAGACUUCUGUAAGAACCGGGUGUUCUUAUGAUACCGGUAACACCGGGCGAAGUGUUAGCCCAUGUUGACACCAGGAUCUUCAGCGGAGCAGUGAAGAAGAGUGAACUGAACUGGCCAGGCCUUUUAAGUGCGUGCAGACCAUGGGAGUACCCAAGCAGGCUUACUGUUAGAAAAGAAUCCUAUAUGGAAUUCAGACAGGUGGCCCAUCUCUGCAACUCCUUGAGAAGUCUAGCUUUUUCAGAUGUUCCAGUAACCUAAGUCUAUGGGAUGGGGUGACGGGAGAGUGAUGUUUUGUUCAAGGAAUAGCAGCAUGCUCAGCAUCUCAGCCCUUCAUGCUGAGGCCAGAUUAGCGACUAAAAAUGCCAUUAUAGAAAAAUUGAAAUACGCAGCACAGCAGGAGCAAUGAACCCCCAUGUACCCAUUACCCAGCUACACCCAGCUACCACUUGACUUACGGCUGCUCCGGUUUGAUUUCUUCCUCUCCCCAACCCCUACAACUCUAUCAUUUUGAAGAAAACCCCACAUGUAAUAUCCAUAAAUACUUCGAUAUGUAUCUCUAAAAGCAGGCAGCACUGGCUCCUCCUAGAGGGAAAUUAUAUUUAAAGCCCACAAUCUGGGUGCCAGGGAAGCUUAUUGUUAUUGUGAUGGUCAUUAUUUCUGGACAGACCUAGGACAUUACAAGAAGUUUCAGAAUUCCAUACCUGCUUAAUCAAAUAUUCCAUGUGCUUCUUUUAACUACUGGUGUCCUAGUCUCUUUACGGUGAGAAUGGGGAUGGCUUACCACAUCAGCCUUUAUACUGUCAGUCAUGAAUCAAAAUGGAAAAAAAAAAAAGAAGGGGGAGAGACUGAUCCUGACAGAGCUCCAAAGGCUCUAGUGACAUCAUCCAAGUUGACCUCUUCAUUUUGCGAACAGAUACCCCAAGGACAGAGAGGUGACCUGCUCAAGGUGACUUCUGAAGUAUGGCUCAGCACAACAUUUCAUCCUGCAGUCCGAUAUUGACACCCCAUUUAACCAGGCUCUACUUCCUAGUACUCAUUGGUGGGCUGGCUGGCAUCAUCUCCAUUCUGUUUCUGCUGGUGAAUAUGAACACCCGAUCUGUAACUACCACAGCAGUUGUUAACCUGGUGGUGGUCCACAGUGUUUUUCUGCUGACAGUGCCUUUUCGCCUGACAUAUCUCAUCAAGCACACCUGGAUAUUUGGGUUACCCUUCUGCAAAUUUGUGAGUGCCAUGCUACACAUCCACAUGUACCUCACAUUCCUGUUCUACGUGGUGAUCCUGGUCAUUAGGUACCUCAUCUUCUUCAAGCGCAAGGACAAAGUGGAAUUCUACAGAAAGCUGCAUGCUGUGGCUGCCAGUACUGGCAUGUGGCUGCUGGUGAUUGUCAUUGUGGUACCCGUUUUUGCUUCUCAGUAUGGAACUCACCAGGUGUAUGAUGACCAACACUGUUUUAAAUUCCACAAAGAACUUGAUCGUGUAUAUGUGCAAGUCAUCAACUAUUUGAUAGUUACUAUCGUCAUAGCCACCACAGUGGUUCUCUUAGUCUUCCAGAUCUUCAUCAUUCUGUCAAUGGUGCGGAAGCUACGGCACUCCUUACUAUCCCACCAGGAGUUCUGGGCCCAGCUGAAAAACCUAUUUUUUAUAGGAGUCAUCUUUGUUUGCUUCCUUCCCUACCAGUUCUUUAGGAUCUACUACUUGUACACGGUGGCACACUCACGCGACUGUAACGACACUGCUGCAUUUUACAAUGAAAUCUUCUUGAGUGUAACAGCAAUUAGCUGCUUUGAUUUGUUGCUCUUUGUUCUUGGAGGAAGCCAUUGUAAGCAAAAGAUAAUUGACCUAUGGAAUUGCCUCUUGUGCCAUUAGCCACAAACUACAGUAUUCAGAAUUCCUUUAUAUUGGGAGUAACAAUGGACAUAGAGAGGUAGGAAGGGUUAUUUCCUUACUUGAUUAAAACAAUGCCUUAAUGUGGCCAAACAAAAAGACUAUAAAAUGUCAGACCUAUAGAAAGACUAGUGAUGUUCAGUCCACCUGGAGUUGCAAUACUGCAUUAUUUUCCAAUAUAAAAGGUGUACUUGGCCCAUUCGGGCACUCGGGGUCUAAUGGUUUCUGAGCUUCACCAGCUUAUUUUAGUUUCGUCGGUUUGAAGCAUGAUCUUCUUUAGGCUUUGGAUUGAAUUCAGCCCUCUAGUUCUUUUCAUUCCACUUAACCUUAGGUAAAUUAACCCUGGCAAUGAAUCAGCCCCAAAGACACAAACUCUACUUGGCUAACCAGAUAAGAUGCCCAUUCAACUCCCACCCUGACAAACAGCGGAUAGAGGGGGAGAAGAGUAAGAAACUUUUCUAGAUUAUCAUAACUUUGGUGGGAAGUCACUUAUCUAGAAAUCAAGAGAAACAGAAGUCCUUGUGACCUUCUGCUAUAACAAGGUUAUCUAGAUUUGUUCUUUGAAAGGUCAAGUUUAAGGACAGACUCAACAUCCUCAAUAACUCCAAAAAUAAUUUAAAAGCUUACUAAGCAUAUAUGAAUAAGGGUGAAAAUAUAAGUUAAAGAAUAUCUCUGACCAAUAUGCUGCUAAGCACUAAAAUGAGUUCCUGAGGGAAGUGCUUAUGUUUUUCCCUUUCUGUUAUUUGAAAAAUCUCUAGAUGUUUUAGGCCACAGUUAAUUUAGAUUUACCUUGGAAACAGAAAGUUACACUCUUUUAGAGUUUCCUUCUACCCUUAGGGUUAUGAGUCUUUAGAUAAACAAAAACAAAAUUCUUAAAAAAAGAACUUUUGAGAAAUAUAUAGAAAAAGUAAUUUAGACUAUGAGAUCAGGCUGCUAAAUUGAAACAUAGGCUUGUGGGCUUUUUUCCCUUCUUGCCCAUAUUUCUACUAUUUCCCUCAAAGUUUCAUAAUUUUGAAGGAACUGAUCCAGUUUCAUAUCUAAUGCUUCAGAAUGAAAGUAAUUUAUAAUAGAAAUAGAAGAAUAGAAUGAAUUAAGGUAGAAAUUUCUUCCCAGCAAAAUAAAGGAUCAGAAUUUAAAGACUUUUUCUUUUAUUUGUUAUACUCUAUGGAUCCACAAAUUUACCAGAUGAAUAAGAAAUAUCCCUGUGAGUUUUUUUAAUCACUAAAGUUACUGGGUUAUAGAAAUUAAUUUUGAGGAAGAAAAAGCAGCAAUAUGCUACAUAGACUUGUUCCCAAAAUUUUCCUGUUUUAAAAUUUACAUCCUUUUUUCUAAGUUAUAUUUCCUUUAUUUCUUAUAUUUGUCUUUUCCCAUUUUUUCUUAGUUUUUUCCUUCUCAUUUUGACUUAAAACAUUUGUAAGAAAAUUUCUAAGACUCAUAGAAGUUCUAAGGAAAUUUGUUACACCCAUAAAUAAGAAAAUAGUAAAAUAUAGUAAAAAUAGUAUAGAAUGAUAUAAAUAGUAAAAUAUUAAAAUUUCUAAACUAUUAUUUAUGGAAAUUACACCAAAUUUCUCUUCUUAUAUGUCUGUGUCUUACUAUCAUACUAUCUGUUAGCUUAUAAGUUAUAUUAUAAUCUCUUCCAGGUUUUAAAUAUGUUGAGCUCAAGAGAUUAUGCUUUACCCUGUAUUAUUAUAUCUUAUAAUAAAGGGCUUAUUUCUUUGGACCGAUAAGAAAUACUACCCAAAAUACAGAGAUGCAGUAUUCCAUAAUAUAAAAUAACUUAUCAAUAUUUAGAAUAUAAUUGGAAAUUUUCAAUUUGUCUUUCAUUGUCUCUAAUUGCUAAGAAAAUGAAUCUCAUGCAGGAGUGGGGGCAUCACUGGCCUCUCAGGCCAUUUUUGGAUAUCAAAAUUAUAAGAGUGUGUUACUGGCAUUUUGUUGCUGGAGCCAGAGACUAGACCUCUUGCCUUGCAUACAACACUCUGCAUAGUAAAUAAUUAUCACGUCUUGCUGUUUAUUUGAAUGUUCUUCCAGACAUUUAUGAAAUGAAACAUCUACUCAUAAUAAUUAGACAGGUUUUAUUCAGCUUUCAUAAACACAUAGUAUUUUUUGGUGUGGUUUUAAUUUUCUGAAUUUUUCCAAAAUGUAGGUACCAUGGAUAUGGAGGAAAGAUUUUAUUCUGUUUUCCUCAGAACUUUACCAAGAGUUGUUCAUUCCUUUGGAAAAGCACAUUUUCAAUAUCAAUACCAUCUGUGGCAUUAAAAUACAACACAACACACCUGUAAACAAUAUUUGUGGCUGUUGUAUUCAGGUAGAUACUAGAUAUAGGUGCCAACAUCAGACUGCCUGAUAUUGUCUCCUUUUGUGAUCAUGUCUGAGCAUUUACACAUUAAAAUAUAUAUUACAUUAUUAUAAAUAACUGUCUCCUUCAUUAUUCAUUUA
Ailuropoda melanoleuca (giant panda) is the source of this 4860-nucleotide messenger RNA. RefSeq names its product G protein-coupled receptor 141 (gene GPR141). Bases 1501 to 2406 code for a protein of 301 amino acids. Lineage: Eukaryota; Metazoa; Chordata; Mammalia; Carnivora; Ursidae. Gene Ontology annotation, cellular component: membrane. The record is from RefSeq and is a predicted model, not a curated record. Gene Ontology annotation, molecular function: oxysterol binding; G protein-coupled receptor activity. Gene Ontology annotation, biological process: G protein-coupled receptor signaling pathway. The transcript is spliced from 8 exons.